Prorocentrum cordatum is the source of this 1380-nucleotide messenger RNA. NCBI's taxonomy places the organism in Eukaryota, Dinophyceae, Prorocentrales, Prorocentraceae. The record is from the annotation of a GenBank genome assembly.
GGUGCUCUGGUACCUGCGCCUGGGCAGCUGGAGGGCAAGCUCACUGUGUGCACCUACAACGGCAACACGUGGAACACGGCCUCCAGUGUCCACGAGUGGAUGAGUAAGAAGGGGAUGGCACCGCACGCGAUGUUCGUCCAGGAGACGCGUUUCACAUCUAACAUGGCGGCUGAGCAGGCCCAUGUCUGGGCCAGCCGAGGAGGCCACCGUCUUGCAGCCUCAGGGGUCCUCAGGACUGGAGAUGCCGCCACGGCAGUAUCGUCGGGAGUGGCCAUUGUAUCCUCGACGCUGCUGGGCACCGCGAGAUACCUCCAACCCUGGGAUGGAGCCCCACAUCGUUUCAUCGCUCGUCGAGUCUCUGUUGGCGAGGGCACUACGAUUGCCACGACCUCAGUGUACCUCGAGGACUCGAUCGGGCUCCAGGGGCCCAACAGGCAUCUACUGGAAGACGUUCACUCGUGGUGCGCGCACCUGGGCGAGCCUUUCAUCAUUGGCGGUGACCUGAACAUUGAGGCCAGGGAGUUGUCAACCCCAGGCUGGCCUGAGCUCAUGGGAGGAGUUGUUCUGGCCUCAGGGCUGGCCACAUGCAACGAUAAUGAGUACGACUACUUCGUUAUCUCGCGCGCGCUGGAGGACCUUGUGGACUCCAUCAAGUGCCACGUGGACACCCCCAGCGGCCCGCACCAGGUCGCGACGCUGGCGUUGCGCGGCUGCUGGAAGCGGCCCAUGACCCAGACGCAGCGCGCGCCGAAGGGCUUUGGGCUGGAGUUCGAGGCCGACGAGGAGGCCAGGACCAGGCGCGACCUGCUAGUUGCCACACUCCCCUGGCCCCCGCCUUGCUCAGGCCUUGAAGGAGUAGUCAAGGGCUGGUUUGAUCAAGCUGAGGAGGCACUGCACGCGCUGCAUGGCAUGCCCAGUAGCGAGGCUAAGCACUACAAGGGCAGCUGCUACAGGGCCAGGCGUGCACAGCAGCUCUUCGAGUCAGCCAGCCGCUUGAAGGUCAAGUUCCAGGAGCAGUCCAUCACGAUGUUCGAUGGCACGGUGUUCUUGAGUUUCUGGGACGAGAUUGAGCUCCAGACGGAGUUGGGCGACAAAUUCUCACUCGUGAUGGAACAGGUCGUGGCCAAGCACACCAAGGAGGAUGCAAAGGCCAGCAAACCCAAAUGGGACGACUUCUCGGAGCAGGCUUUCGAACGUCAAGGUUCGUUGGCCCACAAGGUUAUCAAGAAGACCCACGGAGAGCCCAGCCCCGCCCUUGAGGCAGGCUCGGUUGACCAUGCGCUGGUGGGCCAGCCUGCGCUUGAGCGGGUGCUAGCCGAGUGGCUCCCCCUCUGGUCUGACCCCAGUCGCAGCGGCCAGGAGCACCCAGGCCAUUGGGAC